Molecule: messenger RNA, 1134 nt
Organism: Volvox carteri f. nagariensis
Lineage: Eukaryota; Viridiplantae; Chlorophyta; Chlorophyceae; Chlamydomonadales; Volvocaceae
Exons: 11
Coding region: 1-1134 (377 amino acids)
Source: RefSeq, a predicted model, not a curated record
AUGCCGUCUACCGCCAAGCUACAAACACAUUACAAUUUCCAGAGCCAGAAGCUACUGGGUCUCAGGCUUCGGACUGUCCUCCCCGUUUGCCGUGCGGUUGGAGCCAAGAUGCAGCAACAACAGGCAGUGGUCACCAGUCCCAAGGCCCUGGGCAACUUCCUCGGUGUGCCCGACAUGCCGCUACUUGGCCUGGGUCUGGCUGCCCUGGGCCGACCUGGCUACAUCAACCUGGGGCACGGAGCCGACCUGACAGGCAAGAGUGUGGAUGAGAUGCAGGGCAACUGUGCCCAGGUGCUGUCCGCGGCCCUCCAGCUGGGGCUCAGCUACGGUCGUGCGGAGGAGUUCUUGGGGUCCUGGUUGGAGGGACUGGUUCCGGAGCAACUGUGUCGUACAGUGGUGGGCUCGAAAUGGGGUUAUUACUACACGGCGGAUUGGCAGAUCGACACGGCGGGUCAGCCCCACGAGGUGAAGGAGCACACCGCCUCCAACCUCCGGAAGCAGGUCCUGGAGACCUCCUCGCACCUGGGCACCCGCCUGAACCUCUACCAGAUACACUCGGCGACACUGGAGAGCGGAGUGCUGGAUGCGGCUGACGUCCUGUCGGAACUGGAGUCCGUCAAGAAGCAGCGGGGCUGGAAGAUGGGCCUGUCCUUGUCGGGUGUACAGCAGUCGGCUACCCUGCGCAAGGCGAUGUCGGUGCGCAUGUCGGACGGCACCCGGUUGUUCGACUGUGUCCAGGCCACAUUUAACUUGUUGGAGACCUCGGCCGGAGGUGCCCUGGCGGAGGCAGCUGCCGCGGGGUUGUCGGUGAUUGUCAAGGAGGGCCUGGCCAAUGGGCGCCUCACACCCCGCAACACCGACCCGGCGUUUGCACCCAGGCUGGCUCGCCUGCAGGCCAUGGCGGAUGAGUACGGCACCACAAUCGAUGCGCUGGCGUUGGCGGCCAUCAUCGUACAACCUUUCCGACCCAUGGUUCUGUCGGGCGCCACCACAGUACAGCAGCUGAGUUCGAACGCGGCCGCGCUGGAGGUAGCUGGCAGGCUGCAGGAGUCUGAUGUGGCGGCGCUGGUUUCGGAGCUGUCUCAGCCUCCUGAGCAGUACUGGGCGGAGAGGUCGGCACUGGCCUGGAACUAG